UUUGGAACGUUCGCUUCUGCUGGCUGCUGGGCAACGACUAAUCAACCCAACUCGUCUGCCUGUCAGGUUAACGUUGCCGAGUUUGCAGGUUCAUUUUCUACAUUUUAAGAGAUAUUUCUUUCGGAACAUGAUUCAUGCCGCGUUAAGUUCCUCCGGAGCUCAGGUUAUUUUAGCAGCCUCCAGCGAUGAGAAUUACCCCCCGGAAAACAUAAUUGACGGAAAUACGGAGUCCUUUUGGAUAUCUACUGGGAUGUUUCCGCAGGAGUUCAUCGUCCGCUUCUCGGAGGCAGUGAAAAUGUCCCUCAUAACCAUUCACUCUUACAAUGUGAAAAAUCUUAGAAUUGAGAAAAAUACAUCAAGUGAUGCAACAGAUUUCGAACUUAUUACACAAAAGGAAUUUGAACACACAGAUGGCCACUUACAGGAAAAUGAUUUUCAGCUCAGUGCCACUACUGCAACGCACUUACGCUUCAUCAUAACAUCUGGAUAUGAUCACUUUGUUUCAGUACACAGUGUUACUGUACAAUGAACUCUCCAGUAAUUAGAAGCUGAAGCUGGUUGGUGCCUUGCAUGGCAGCCAAUUGCUGUUGGUGUGUGAGUGUAUGAAUGAAUCAGUGAAUGAGAAGCAUCAAAUGUACAGCGCUUUGGAUAAAGGCGCUAUAUAAAUGCCAACCAUUUACCAUUUAGAAUAGAUUUAAGAUUAGAUUAGAUUAAAAAGACAUUUCUUACUGUAUAUAUUGAGUUUGAUAAUAGUCAACAGUUAUAGACAUGGGAUUAUAACAGUUUUUAUAUAUCUUGUACAGAAUUGCGUACGUAUUACUUUAAUUAUGUACCACACUACAUCCU
This is a messenger RNA of Conger conger (European conger), 846 nucleotides long. It is a transcript of the gene hspb11, whose product is annotated as heat shock protein, alpha-crystallin-related, b11. Bases 128 to 529 code for a protein of 133 amino acids. Gene Ontology annotation, biological process: intraciliary transport. Gene Ontology annotation, cellular component: intraciliary transport particle B; cilium; centrosome. NCBI's taxonomy places the organism in Eukaryota, Metazoa, Chordata, Actinopteri, Anguilliformes, Congridae. The transcript is spliced from 5 exons. The record is from RefSeq and is a predicted model, not a curated record.